AUGUCCUCGUCCUCAAGCUUGGAAAGAGCUCUGAGGCAGCGGCUGGAGGAAAGGAAGUCAAAAUCACAACUACGCCGGCUGACCUCCUUCCCCUCGACGAGCGUCGACUUCUCCUCCAACUCCUAUCUCUCGCUCUCUGCCGUGCCAGAGGUUCAAAAAGCCUACAUAGCACACCUUGAACAGCUGAUCGCGUCGAAUUCUCGAACGUCCAUCCUGGGAUCCAGCGGCUCCAGGCUCCUCGACGGCAAUUCGAACUAUGCCGAAGCGCUGGAACACGACGUUGCCGCAUUCCACCAUGCUCCUGCCGGUCUGCUUUUCAACUCGGGCUUCGACGCCAACGUGGGCUUGUUCAGUUGCGUCCCUCAGCCAGGAGAUGUCGUGGUCUACGAUGAGCUCGUGCACGCCAGCGCCCACGACGGCAUGAGGAUGAGCCGCGCCGCCCAACGACUGCCGUUCAAGCACAACAGCGUCUCCCCAGCGAGGCCCCACACUCUGGGCCAUACUCCGCCAGCACGACAAAGCCUGAGUGAGAUCCUCGUAGCAUUGACCCAGGGCGCGAACGGUCGAGAGGUCAGGGCCGGGACGCGAAACGUCUUCGUCGCCGUCGAGGCCGUCUACAGCAUGGACGGCGACGUUGCGCCGCUGCGGGAAAUCGUCGACUGCAUCAAGCAGCACUUGACCCGCGGCAAUGGUCGGCUCAUCGUUGAUGAGGCGCAUUCGACAGGCCUCUUCGGCCUGCAAGGCCGCGGCCUGGUGUGCGAGCUCGGGCUCGAGCGCGAUGUCUUUGCGCGCCUGCACACCUUCGGCAAGGCUAUGGGGGCUUCAGGGGCCAUCCUCUCCUGCGCGCCGGUUGUCAGGGAGUACCUGAUCAAUUACGCGCGUACCUUGAUCUACACGACGGCCAUGUCGCCGGCGAGCUGGCGGGCAUCAGGGUCACGUACGAUUUCGUAG
This is a messenger RNA of Verticillium alfalfae VaMs.102, 951 nucleotides long. Its product is annotated as 8-amino-7-oxononanoate synthase. The coding region runs from base 1 to 951 and encodes 316 amino acids. The record is from RefSeq and is a predicted model, not a curated record. The transcript is spliced from 2 exons. Gene Ontology annotation, biological process: biosynthetic process. Gene Ontology annotation, molecular function: pyridoxal phosphate binding; transferase activity. Lineage: Eukaryota; Fungi; Ascomycota; Sordariomycetes; Glomerellales; Plectosphaerellaceae.